Molecule: messenger RNA, 4203 nt
Organism: Balearica regulorum gibbericeps (East African grey crowned-crane)
Lineage: Eukaryota; Metazoa; Chordata; Aves; Gruiformes; Gruidae
Source: RefSeq, a predicted model, not a curated record
GCUUUGAAAGCAGAUAAGACACUGUGGAAAGUAGAAUGUCAGAAGAUAUUGAAGGAAUUGAAAAAGAAAUAGAAAUUGAAUUAAGCAGAAUCAGUGUUUCUUCCUUUGAAGCAGAUGAUCUUGACACAGAAGUAUCAGACGAAGCUUUGAGUGACAGUGACACAAUUUCAGAUGACUUGCCAGAAUCAUUUCUCUCCUAUUUAAACUUUAUAAAGAGCAGAAAUCAAGAUGCUGAAAAGCUUAUACUGCAAGACUUAGAAGAUGAAGAAACUACAAGUAAUGUUUAUGGAGUAGUUUCUUGCCCUGCUUCAGAUAAUUUGGCAGAAUUAGCUUCUGAAUAUAAUGAAGAUCCAGAACAAUUUAAAAAAAGGGUACUAUUUGAAAUUGAAAACGAAGGCUUGCAGAUUGCUACAUCACCUAGUUAUAACAGUCAGUCCACCAGUGAUGAUGUGGUCACUGAUGACCGUUUUGUUCCAGCUGAUGUUGAAAUGAGCAUAAGCCUUACUUAUCGUGAGGUAGAAGAAAAGUGUAGACAAGAAUUUGAGCGGUGGGAGAAGAGACAAAAGGAGCUUGAAGAUGAGAAGAGGAAAAAGUGGAAAGCUGAGAGGGAAGCACAGGAAAAAAAAAAUGAAGAGGAACACGCAAGAAGAGUGCAGCGUCUGGAGGAAUUUGAGGCUGAAAGAAUAAAGUUAGAGCUUCUUCAUAAGAAACAACAAACUGUGAUGGAAGAUGAGUUACAGAAAGAAAAGAAAGCUUGGAGAGACAAAAUGAUGCAACAUAAGGAAUUGAUCAUGAAGCUACAGUUGCAAAUGGAAGAGGAAAAAAAGGCAUUGGAAGAGCAGAAAGCAAAAGAAAGACAACACCUGGCAGAACAAAGGAAUACAGCAGCUGUGAAAAUCCAAGCUAGUUUUAGAUCAUUUUUAGUCUGUAAAAAAUAUGCUCCCAUCUUAAAAGAAUGGAAAGAUGAAAUAAAAAUGAAGCAGAAAAUACUGGAGGAAAUAGAGAGAGAAAUGAAGGAAAAAGAGGAAAAAAUGAAGAGGCGAAUGGAAGAAAAGAGGCAAAAGAAAGAAGAGGAAAGAAAGAGACAAGAAGAACUUGAAAGACAGGAAUAUUUGGAACAGAUGAGGAGGCAUGAGGAAUAUGAGAAAAAGAAAGAAAGCCUGAGAGUUGAAAGAGAAAAACAACUGCAAACAAGGAGAGAAGAACAGAGAAAACUAGGAGAAAAAAGAGCAAAAGCUGUGAUGAGUGAAAGUAGAGAAAACAACAAAGAAAACAUAAAAAAGGAUAAGCAGAAGACAGAAAAUACAAAAGUAAUAAGAGAACAGGAGGAGGAAGUAAAUAAGCAAGUAGAAGAACAAAAAGAAAAACAGACUGAAAUGAUGAAUGAAACAAAUAAUUGGAUGAUUGCAGCAGAAAGAAAUUUGACACCAACACCAAAUAUGCUAGGCUCUGAGAAGAAGGAACACUCUUCUCAAGUAAAUAAGGAGAACAUCUACAUGAAUUCAAUAACACAUGUAGAAGAAAAUUACUCACAAACUAGAGAUCUUAAUAAAGCUCCAAAUAGUCAUACUUCAAGUGAUGAAUCUAUUAAUUUUGGAGCUAAUGACAUGGUAGAAAAUAAGGCAAACAAUGUAUGCAGCAGUCCACUAAAUGUCCAGCCAAAUGCAAGUAACAGAAUAGUCAAAGAUCAAUUUUCUCCAUCUGAAACAAUGAAGAAAACUGUGUUACUAGUGGAAGAUGCUAAUAAGGAAGUCAGAGAGACCUGGGACAGAAUUCAGGAUGUACCUGAGUGUUCCAGUAGACUAGUUCUUCCUGAUGAUAUUGAAAAAAAGAGAAUAAACUGGAUGAACACAUGUAAAUCUUGGUCUAAAAUAUAUGAAGAAAACCAAAGAAAGCAAGCAACUGUAAAAAAACGACCAAGGAAAAGUUCAGUUAGCAAGAUGCCUCCAUUAAGUACACAAAAGAUAAUUCAUAGUGGCCCUUGGAGUACUCUGCAGCAGGUUACAACACUUAAACUAGAAGAUUUGCCAGCUUGUAGCCUUUCAACAUUAUCCGAGUGUUCAAAUCUUCAAGUUUUGACUCUGAGACGCUGUGGACUAGUUGCACUGGAAGGACUAAGUAGCUGCAAAGACCUAAAGUAUAUCAAUGUAGAGGAAAACAAGAUUGAGAUAAUUGACCUUGAAAAUCUAGAAAAUCUCUGUAUUCUGAUUCUGAAUAAGAACCAUCUUUCAUCAGUUUGUGGCUUAGAUGGCUGCAUAAAUCUCCAAAAUCUUGAACUUUCCUACAAUAGAAUCACUCGAAUUGGUGGUCUGGAGUCACUGAAAAAUCUUCAGCAAUUAAUUGUGGACCAUAAUCAGUUAAUCAGCACAAAAGGUCUUUCUGAGGCACCUACUCUCAUUCACCUAGACUGCUCUUUUAAUCAUCUCACACAAGUUGAAGGCAUUGAGAAUUGUGGCCUCCUUCAGAGUCUGAAGUUGCAAGGCAAUAACCUCCAGGAGCUUCCAAGACUGGAAAAUCAUGUUCUCCUAAAAGAACUAUAUUUGGAUGACAAUAGCAUUUCUACUGUGAGAAUGCUCUCUUUGUAUUGGUUGCCUCUGUUGCAAAUUCUUUUGCUGUCUCAAAAUAGAUUAACUGAGCUUGUGCCUUUAAAUUCAUUUGUAUCUUUGGAAAAGCUGGAUAUCAAAAAUAACUGCUUGUCAGACCUUAAAGGUGUCCUUACAUGGUUAAGUGGCUGUCAUGAACUAAGGGAGUUGUCACUCAGUGGAAAUCCUCUUCUCCAAGAAAGGAAUUGGAGGCCUUCCUUGUGUAAGGUCCUUCCUAGUUUACAGUUUCUUGAUGGUGAAAUCUUAAACUGUCAUACCUUACCCGCAACUGAAAGAAUCAAAGGAUCAGAAUCAAGAACUUUUCUGGAGCUUUGUCAAGUUCAAAUUGAAGAAAACGUUCUACUGAAAAAAAAGGCUGCUGAACUGGGAAUUGCAUCUUCUAUUGAUUCUGCACACAGACAAUGCUGGUAUUUGAAUCAGUUGAUGAAACUUAGUAUUAAACAUCGAUAUGCACAUGAGUACAGUGAACUAAACAUUACUGACAGAGAUGGACCAGAAGCACUGCAAAAUCAUUUAAAGCAAACAUCCAUUGGCUGCCUACAGGAAAAUAACCUCUUUAUCAUGGGUGGGACAGAAAAUGAACAGGUCUUGUUGGAUCCUUCCGAAAGAUGGAUUACUACUGGCCAUGUUCAGGCCACAUUCAUUAACUCCUCCAUACCUGUGCACCAAAAGGAAAAUAAAGAUCAGAGAGUGAAGCAGAAGAGCACUGAAUCUUGUAUUAAUUACAGUGGGGAGAGCAAAGGUAACAAUAACACAUCAGCCCAACUCACGUUGCAACAGUCAGUGAUACUAGCAAGUAAUAUGGGAAGAGAUCUUCAGCAUUUUGGGAAUGAUACAGAAAGGCUACAUAUGGCAGCAUCAGUGAUACAGUCCCUUUGGCGGCAGUACCGUGCCAGGAGGAAAACUGACUGCACCAAAACAGAGAAUUGUGAGUUUGUAGAAGCUUUGAGACAGAAGCAUGAAGCUGCCACACUAAUCCAGGCAUUUUGGAAGGGUUUUCUUUUGCGAAAGAAACUGGCCAGUGCUCUUGCAGCUGUUAAAAGUGAUGAAGUGGAGGAUGACUAUGAAGAAAUAAAUGUGGAUGAUUUCACAUUUUCUGAAGCUGCAUUAGAGAAGGAAUGGCUAACUCUAGAUUCCACCCGUUUCCCUUCAAAAACACUCCUGCUCUCAAACCAGCUGCUCUGGCCAAAGAAUUAUUCUAGGCCUUCAAAUUCCAGUGAACAUUCAAAUAGUUUGCCAUUGUCACCACAUGAAGUUUGGCAGUGUGUUAACAGACCACAUUCAUACUCUGCAGAAAAUAUCCACUGUCAUAGCAGGUCCGGGAAGGGAACAAUGUCACAGCUCUCUGACUGGAAGGAAAAAAAGAAAUUUUCAUUCAUGUCUGAAAAAGAAGAGAAAAUUUCAGAAGAAUGGGGUUUUAAGGAUAUUUCUACUGCACAGCUUAUGCUGAAGAGAGCCCAUAAAAUGAAGCCCAAAAAAUACAGUAAUAAAAAUUUCGACCCAGCUGUGCGCCUGGCGUUGUUCAAAAACAAUGAAAAUAAACAUCUCCAUGUGAAACCACCAAGGAAGACACAGCCUAUAAAUGCUGGUUACUUUGAAG